Molecule: messenger RNA, 3579 nt
Organism: Symsagittifera roscoffensis
Lineage: Eukaryota; Metazoa; Xenacoelomorpha; Acoela; Convolutidae
Product: GRIP1-associated protein 1-like
Exons: 16
Coding region: 102-2531 (809 amino acids)
Biological process (GO): neurotransmitter receptor transport, endosome to postsynaptic membrane; regulation of neurotransmitter receptor transport, endosome to postsynaptic membrane; regulation of modification of synaptic structure
Cellular component (GO): extrinsic component of postsynaptic early endosome membrane; postsynaptic recycling endosome; glutamatergic synapse
Source: RefSeq, a predicted model, not a curated record
AAAUUUCUUUCACGUUGUGGACGGAUUGGCUGAUGCAGAUUUUUGGUUUCAGAAUUCUGUGAUUCGACAAUUUGACCAAUGUAGUUGUAAUUUAUUUGCAAAUGUCUCUAUCGGGCGAAGAAUUUUCGCGAUUGCAGAGUCAAAUUUUGGAUCUCCGGAAAGCUAAUUACGAACUGAAAGAUAAACUUGACAAGCAAACUAAUGAAAACAGCGGACUGAGAGAGAUUCUUCAGCGACAGAAGGUUGAGCUCACCAAAAACAAGGUACAAGGAUCCUUGCUCUCAACUAUAAGUAAAGUGGGUCGUAAUCAAGACACGGAACAACUGAGCCAGGAGAGAGACAAAUUGCAGCAGAAACUUCAACAGCAAGAAGAAGAGUUCAAACUUCAGAACAAUACGCUUCUCGCCGAAGUAGAAAAGCUCCAAAGCGACAACAAUGCACUUCAGAGGCAAAUUAAUGAGCUGCAGUCAUCGUCGGAAAAUACCUCAUUGCACAAACGAUUACAGCUAAAUGGUGAAAGUGACAUCGGAACUACAGAAGAAAAUUCAGAAUGUGCCUCCGAGUCCUCAUUAGACGUAGAUGGAUUACACGAAGAGCGAAAAAUUAUAUCCGACCAGAUGCGAGAUGCACAGGCUUCCUACAAAUUCGAUAACGACAAGUUAAAAUCCGAAGUCGAGAAAUUACAAGAGAAGGUGAGAAAGAAGCAAGAGAGCAUUGUUCUUCUGCAAGAAGAAAAAGAGCAUCUCUACAACGACAACGCCAGACUGCAGGAUGAGAUAAAACACAUGGCAGUCGACAAGCAGAAAGAGCUGGCAGCCGAAAAGGAGAAGUUCAAUAGCUCAAUAAGUCUGAAAAAUGAGGAGAUAGACCAGCUGAAGAGUUUCUCGACCAAUCGGAUCAAAGAAUUGGAAGCGGUCAUUUCUUCCCUAACUAAAGAGACCACAGAGACUGUGAACAUUUCUUCAAGACAAACAGCCGAACUAGAAGUGGCUCUGAAAGAAGCGAGUGAGAGAUUCGACAGUCAGUGUCUCCUCCACAGACAACUGCAGGUGGCCCAUGAUGACCUGGUGGCAGUAAAUGAGUCACUGAAGCAACACAGGGCUACUCUGGAGGAGGAACUCGAUAAAGCUAAAUUGGAAAACGAAGACUUCAGAGCUACACUUGAUGACAUGAAACUGUCAGUGGGAAACUUGACUGCAGAAAAUGGGAAAAACUUUGCCAAAAUACGACAACUCGAAACAUCUCUAGAAGAGGCAUCAGCGUUGGCGGAAAAGCGUAAAAACAUGAUGGAAGACAUCGCAACACAGUGUCAGAAGAGUGUGGAGCAAUUGAAAGCAGAACACAAAAGUGCAAUUCACAAUGAGUCCCAGCUGAGAGAAGAACUGAAACUAUGCCAGCUGCAAAACUGCGAACUGGAGGCGCAAAUGCACAAGUUGACCGAAGAGAACAGUGCGUUGUCGGGUGUAUUGGAUCAACUGAAACGUCAGAAUGCGGAACUGAGAACGAAUUUGAGCUCCUGUGAGGAGAAGUUAAGCGCAGUAACAAGCGAGUUGGAAGUAAAAGUAUCAGCUUUAGAGACACAGCAUUCAACUACGUGUAAAGAAUUGAAAAAACAGAUAGAAGAUUUGAAGAAAGACUUGGAGAUCCAAGGCGGUGCUAUGAAGAAAUCUUCUGCCAGAAUCAGUGAUCUAGAACAACAAGUUCUGGACAAGGUCGAGGAGCGGAGAAUAGGCGAACAGAAACUAGUGGUGAAACUGAAAGAUAUCCAAAAAGUUGCCAAACAGGAAAAACAAAGAGCGGACAAAUUAGAAGCCAAACUGAAAGAUUUUCUCUCAAAUGCGCCAAAAUUAGACUCAAUUAAAACGGGGUAUGAUGAUGUAUAUUUGUCAGUGUCCCCCGCUAAGUACUCAAAUAGUGCUCUGGGAGCAGGAGGCGAUGGUGACUCUUUGAGCGUCUCAAGUUUCGGACAACUGAGUGAUUUGCCAUUUACUGCUUCACCAAACUACCAAUCACAGUCUACUGCCAAUGCUGCACAUUCGGCGCAAGAUGGCGUGCCAACUUUCAGCCAAUCACAAAUCGCCAAUGGCUGUGCUGCUGAAGAUAUCCAGCAUCUGUUCGACAGAAUUGCAGAUUUGCAGCAAGAGAAAUGGAUGCUAGAAGAAAAGCUGUCUCAUCUGGAGACGAACUGUGCUAGCUUGUCGGAUGACCUAAUAGAGAAGUCUCGCAUCAUAGAGAACUACAUCAUUGAGAAAGGACACAUAGAUCGCACCUGUUCGCCCUCCAGUUCCACCAACAAUUUCUCAGCGGAAUCCACAAACCAACAACAACAACAACAACAGCCCCUCACAGGGCAGAUGUUGAAGCAGGGUCUGAAGAACAGAAUGAGGGAGUUCAUCAAGCAGGAUGAGUUGAGCAGCAGAGAUGUGAACAAGCGACUGCAGAACAUGCUGGAGGAGACAUUGACCAAAAACAUACAGCUACAGAAGGACGUCGACAUGUUGAGUGGCGAACUGGCAAAACUUCAGCACUAGUCUGUGAUCUUUCAUCUCGUUAUUCUGAUAAAAUGCAAUCAGAAGUUGAUGAGCUCCACAUCCAUACAGUGCAUCAUCGACCAGACAUAACCCAGACAGUGUUCAAAUCCAAAUUUAAACAAUUCUGAAUCAUGAGAGUAUCUAAAUGUCUCGAAAAAGAAGAAGACACAUCAUUGUAUUGCAAUGUGAAAACUAUAAACAAGACUAUAGAAACUCAGUGCUAGUAGGGAUCGUAGUCGUCACUGAAUGCAAGAAUCUAUUCAUAUGAUCACACUUUUAUACUCUUCUUUUCUGUUUUCUGCCCUCCUUCUUUAAAGUGUUAAUGGACCAUAUAAUGUGAUAAAUUGCCAAAUCUGAUCGUAUGGUUUUUGGUUCACAAAUGGCUACUUCAUUCCCACUCCCAGAGCGCAAAUAAUAUUCUAUUAUCAGGAUAGUGAAAACAAUGCAAAAAUGUAUCUUUUUAGCUUCAAAUGUGAGUUUGAGUUUUAUCAACGAAAAAUUUAAAAUCACUAAAUUUUGCAAAAGUGCAUGUUUUUUUUUUACAUCAUUAACACUUUUCAACCGUCUGUCUUUCAUUUCCACUGUAAAUCUUUCAUCAGACUCCAUCCAAUGUUAUUUCACCUAAACGUCCGAAUUGCAUCAAAAUGCGCCGUGAUAUCUGAGUUGAGAUGAAUGUAAAAAUAAGUACCAUUGUGAUUCAAAAAUGAAUUUAUCGUAUGCUUUACUUUUACUCCUAAUAGAUGUAGAAAACACGAGAUUUUCCAAAUAUAUCAAAUGCUGAUGCUGAAUUUGUGCAAUUGUUAAAAUCUUAAUCUAUGCUUCUGUGCGACAAACUAAGUCAUGGUUAAAUGUGUACAUUUUUGUGCUUUAUAUAGCAAAUAAUCUGUAAAUCAAAGAUUUCAGAGUUUUAUUGUCAUACUCAAUAUUCCAAAUUUUUAAUGAAAUGUUUUAUUUCACGCAUUAUUUAUGUAUAUUCGAAUUUACAAAAGGUAUUCUUGAAUAUGUACCAGUAGUCUGUCUUACAUUGAAUUGAAAUUUAGUUUCAAAA